UGCCCAGGCUGGUCUCAAACUCCUAGACUCAAGUGAUCCGCCCUCCUCAGCCUCCCAAAACGCUGAAAUUAUAGGUGUAAGCCAGUGUGCCUGGCCUUAAUGUUCUGAUAUAAUGCUUAGAAUGUAGGGUGCCCUCAAUAAAUAUUUUUCGAGUUAAUCUUUGGGAAGAAUGAAGAUGAGGUUUAAGGGGAAAGGCAGCUGAGCUCUGUCAUUCCUCUGCCUUUGAAUUAAAUCACUGAAUUCAACACUACUGUGAGGAGGUGGAAAAGGGCUAGGAACAUUGUGGAAUGAGUCAAAGUUUGAAAUGUCAUUCUAACCUUCUCUUCUGGUAGGACUCAACAGUAGCCUUCCUUGAGGACCUGCCUUUCCCAUUUGCUGCCUGAAGUUAAUGUUUCUUGCUGGCCAAAUCAGGGACAUGCCGGCAUUGUAAGGGCUGAUUAUCUGAUCCUCUUACUAAUUUAUUGGUUGGGGUGGGGUGAGCAGGGAGGAAAAGGGAUACCUUGGUUUUUCUUUUAUGGCCCUUUCAGCAUCUCAAGUCAUAGCCCAUAUGCCUCCUUUCUUGUUGAUCCUUCUUCCUAUAGCUUUGUUUUGUUUCCCCUUAUAGUUCCCUCUUACGCUUUUCAUCUCCAUCCCCAUUCCCACCCACUGCCAGGGGGCUUGGGUUCUGAGCUGAUGGGGUACCCCCCUCUGCAGAGCGGGAUGAGUGGGUGUUCCGGCAGGGAUGUGGUCAUUGACGGCCAGUGAGGGCGAGAGUACCACUGCCCACUUCUUCCUUGGAGCUGGAGAUGAAGGGCUGGGCACCCGUGGAAUAGGCAUGAAGCCAGAAGAGAGUGACAGCGAGCUCCUUGAGGAUGAGGAGGAUGAAGUGCCUCCUGAACCUCAGAUCAUUGUUGGCAUCUGUGCCAUGACCAAGAAAUCCAAGUCCAAGCCAAUGACUCAAAUCCUAGAGCGACUCUGCAGAUUUGACUACCUGACUGUUAUCAUUCUGGGAGAAGAUGUAAUCCUUAAUGAACCUGUGGAAAACUGGCCAUCCUGCCACUGUCUCAUCUCUUUCCACUCCAAAGGCUUCCCUCUGGACAAAGCUGUUGCUUACUCCAAGCUUCGAAACCCCUUUCUUAUCAAUGAUCUGGCCAUGCAGUAUUACAUCCAAGAUAGGAGGGAGGUGUACCGGAUCCUGCAGGAAGAGGGUAUUGAUCUGCCUCGAUAUGCUGUGCUCAACCGUGAUCCUGCCCGGCCUGACGAAUGCAACCUGAUAGAAGGUGAAGACCAAGUAGAGGUCAAUGGAGCUGUCUUUCCCAAGCCCUUUGUGGAGAAGCCAGUGAGUGCAGAAGACCACAAUGUUUACAUCUACUACCCCAGCUCAGCUGGAGGAGGAAGCCAGCGUCUCUUUCGUAAGAUUGGCAGCCGAAGCAGUGUUUACUCUCCUGAGAGCAGCGUCCGAAAGACGGGAUCGUACAUCUAUGAGGAAUUUAUGCCAACAGAUGGCACAGAUGUCAAGGUGUAUACAGUGGGGCCAGAUUAUGCCCAUGCUGAAGCUAGAAAGUCUCCAGCUUUGGAUGGGAAGGUUGAACGAGACAGUGAGGGGAAAGAGAUUCGAUAUCCAGUCAUGCUGACUGCCAUGGAAAAGCUGGUGGCCAGGAAAGUCUGCGUAGCUUUCAAGCAAACAGUUUGUGGGUUUGACCUUCUUCGUGCCAAUGGUCAUUCCUUUGUGUGUGAUGUCAAUGGUUUUAGUUUUGUCAAGAACUCGAUGAAAUACUAUGAUGACUGUGCCAAGAUUCUGGGGAAUACCAUAAUGCGGGAGCUUGCCCCACAGUUCCAGAUUCCAUGGUCCAUCCCCACAGAGGCUGAGGACAUUCCCAUUGUUCCUACCACAUCUGGCACUAUGAUGGAACUUCGUUGUGUCAUUGCAAUUGUUCGUCAUGGGGAUCGUACUCCCAAGCAGAAGAUGAAGAUGGAAGUGAAACACCCAAGGUUUUUUGCUCUGUUUGAAAAACAUGGUGGCUAUAAGACAGGGAAAUUAAAACUCAAGCGACCUGAGCAGCUCCAGGAGGUGCUGGAUAUCACAAGGCUGUUGUUGGCUGAACUGGAGAAAGAACCAGGUGGUGAGAUCGAGGAGAAGACGGGAAAACUGGAGCAGCUGAAGUCUGUAUUGGAGAUGUAUGGUCACUUCUCAGGUAUAAACCGGAAGGUACAAUUGACUUACUACCCUCAUGGAGUAAAAGCUUCUAAUGAGGGGCAAGAUCCACAGAGGGAGGCUCUGGCCCCAUCUCUGUUGCUGGUACUGAAGUGGGGUGGAGAACUCACUCCUGCUGGCCGUGUUCAGGCUGAGGAGCUGGGGCGAGCUUUUCGCUGCAUGUACCCUGGAGGACAGGGUGACUAUGCUGGCUUCCCUGGUUGUGGGCUGCUUCGUCUCCAUAGCACUUUCCGCCAUGAUCUCAAGAUCUAUGCCUCUGAUGAGGGUCGUGUUCAGAUGACUGCUGCUGCCUUCGCCAAGGGCCUUCUGGCUCUAGAAGGGGAGCUGACACCCAUUUUGGUGCAAAUGGUGAAGAGUGCCAACAUGAAUGGGCUACUGGACAGCGAUGGGGAUUCCUUGAGCAGCUGCCAGCACCGGGUGAAGGCUCGGCUGCACCAUAUUUUACAGCAGGAUGCGCCCUUUGGCCCUGAGGACUACGACCAGCUGGCUCCCACCAGAAGUAUUUCCCUGCUCAACUCCAUGACUAUCAUCCAGAAUCCUGUGAAGGUCUGUGAUCAGGUAUUUGCCCUGAUCGAAAACCUCACCCACCAGAUCCGGGAACGAAUGCAGGACCCCAGGUCUGUAGACCUGCAGCUCUACCACAGUGAGACACUAGAGCUAAUGCUACAGCGUUGGAGCAAGCUGGAGCGUGACUUUCGACAGAAGAGUGGGCGCUAUGAUAUCAGUAAGAUCCCUGACAUCUAUGACUGUGUCAAGUAUGAUGUGCAGCACAAUGGGAGUCUGGGACUUGAAGGCACAGCAGAGUUGCUCCGUCUCUCUAAGGCAUUGGCUGAUGUGGUCAUUCCCCAGGAGUACGGGAUCAGCCGGGAGGAGAAACUGGAAAUUGCUGUGGGCUUCUGUCUUCCACUGUUGCGGAAGAUACUGCUUGACCUGCAGAGAACCCACGAGGAUGAGUCUGUCAACAAGCUGCAUCCCCUGUACUCCCGAGGCGUGCUCUCCCCAGGUCGCCACGUUCGAACGCGUCUCUAUUUCACCAGUGAGAGCCACGUCCACUCCCUACUCAGUGUCUUCCGUUAUGGAGGACUUCUUGAUGAGACCCAGGAUGCACAAUGGCAGCGAGCUUUGGAUUAUCUUAGUGCCAUCUCAGAGCUUAACUACAUGACCCAGAUUGUCAUCAUGCUUUAUGAGGACAACACACAGGAUCCCUUAUCAGAGGAACGGUUCCACGUAGAGCUACACUUCAGCCCUGGAGUGAAAGGUGGUGAGGAAGAAGGCAGUGCCCCAACUGGCUGUGGAUUCCGUCCAGCCUCUUCUGAGAAUGAGGAGAUGAAAACCAACCAAGGCAGUAUGGAGAACCUGUGUCCAGGAAAGGCAUCAGAUGAGCCAGACCGGGCAUUGCAGACUUCACCCCAGCCUCCUGAGGGCCCUGGCCUCCCAAGGAGAUCACCCCUCAUUCGUAACCGAAAAGCUGGUUCCAUGGAGGUCAUGAACAUGCAGUGCACGGGGAACCUGGACCUCAUCCCCUUGCGGGGACGGCGCCGCAGGAGGUCGGGAGACCUCCCCCGGCCUUCCCCAGCCAUCGGCCUACAGCCCCGGGCUGUGUCCACCACUCACCUGGCAUCCUGCACACAGGUACUUUCUGAGACUUCAUCCUCAAGGCCUGGUGGCUACCGGCUCUUUUCAUCUUCACGGCCACCCACAGAAAUGAAGCAGAGUGGCUUAGGCUCACAGUGCACAGGGCUGUUCAGCACCACAGUGCUGGGUGGCUCCUCCAGCGCCCCGAAUCUUCAGGACUACGCCCGCAGCCAUGGCAAAAAGCUACCACCUGCCAGUCUGAAGCACCGAGAUGAGCUCUUGUUUGUCCCGGCCGUAAAACGAUUUUCUGUGUCGUUUGCAAAGCAUCCGACUAACGGAUUUGAAGGGUGUUCCAUGGUGCCUACCAUCUACCCUCUGGAAACACUGCAUAAUGCCCUUUCCCUACGACAAGUGAGUGAAUUCUUGAGUAGAGUCUGCCAGCGCCACACUGAUGCCCAGGCACAGGCAUCUGCAGCCCUCUUUGAUUCCAUGCACAGCAGCCAGGCCUCAGAUAACCCAUUUUCUCCACCACGUACUCUUCAUUCACCUCCUCUGCAACUCCAGCAGCGCUCUGAGAAGCCCCCUUGGUACAGCAGUGGCCCUUCUAGCACUGUGUCCAGUGCUGGUCCUUCUUCCCCUACUACAGUAGAUGGUAACUCCCAAUUUGGCUUCAGUGAUCAACCCUCCCUAAAUUCACACGUGACUGAAGAACAUCAAUGCCUUGGGCUGCUCCAGGAGACCCCUGGGAAUGGAGCACAAGAGCUCUCCAUAGAAGGGAAACAAGAGCUUUUUGAACCAAAUCAGUCCCCACAGGUGCCACCUGUGGAAACCAGCCAGCCAUACGAGGAGGUGGCUGAGGAGGUCAGCCAGCCAUGUCAGGAGGUCCCUGACAUCAGCCAGUCAUGCCAGGACAUUUCUGAGGCACUCAGCCAGCCAUGUCAGGAGGUCCCUGACAUCAGCCAGCAAUGCCAGGAGAACCAUGACAAUGGUAACCACACAUGCCAGGAGGUCCCUCAGAUCAGCCAGCCAUGCCAGAAGGCCAGCCAACUGUGCCAGAAAGUCUCUGAGGAAGUUUGCCAGCUAUGUCUGGAGAACCCCGAGGAGGUCAGCCAGCCAUGCCAGGGGGUCUCUGUGGAGGCUGGCAAGCUGGUCCAUAGGUUCCAUGUAGGGGUUGGUGGCUUGGUCCAGGAAACCCCUGUAGAAGUUGGCAUCCCAGCUGAAGAGAUCCCUGAGGAGGUCAGCCAGCCAUACCAGGAGUGGAGGUUGUUCUCUGUGGAGGUUGGCAGGCUGGCCCAGGAGCCUUCUGCGAUCAGUCUGUUAUCUCAGGGCAUCCCUGAGAUUGAUAAACCAUCCCAAGAGUUCCCUGAGGAGAUUGAUCUGCAGGCCCAGGAGGUCCCUGAGGAGAUAAAUUAGAAGUCCUGGGUGGUCCCUGAGGUGAUCCAUCAGCUGCCUGGAGAGGGUAUUCCUCAAGCCCAGCAUCUAUCUGGUGAUCCAAACCCUCAGAGUCAGUCUCUAGCCCAUGACCAGCACUCACCCCUUCCACCAGCAACAUGUGAUUAAUUUUCUCGUUAGUGGUGUCACACUAUACCAGCCAUCUGAGCCAGCAACCUUUUCUGUUGACUAACUCAAUGGCCAGCUCUCACCAGCGGUGUCUGGGGAAGUAGUUCUCUUGGUGUGAAGCAUACCUGUGCCAGAGCUGUGCUUAAGGAGGAGCCAGUUUUAGGUUCAAAGAAGCCAUUGGCUCUUCACCUAACCAUUAGACUUGAAUAGGAUUUCCUUGGAGUGGGUUGAUCUGUCAUUACCCAGCCUUCUCUGAGCAUCCUAGGAAAUCAUAGAUUGUUAAAGGAAAUGCUGCUUCACUGCUGAAGACACCAUAUGGGGACAGCAAAUGCAAAAGAGGGGACUCUAGGGUCUUCACUUUUCUGGGGAAAUAUUCACGACUUCUCAAGGUAUGCUUAGACCAUAUGUGCAUUCGGGGGACUCUUGUCUUUGCCAGCACUCCUCAGAUGAGCCUGGGACGGCUAUCUGAGAUGUCUGGAAAAUAAAGUCCCCUCCCCAAACGUCUGUCACGGCCACUAAAUCUUUAGACUUGCCUUAUAGAUCUUUCCAUAUCAUCCCCAAGUGCCCCUUCUGUCUCAGUCCCGUUCCUCUGGGCAAUAGCUCUAGGGAAAAGUAGGUCUUAGACUGCUGUACAAAAUUCAAAGCAAUGACUUAAAAUGCUCUAGAAGAUUCUUAGCCAGUCUGUGAAACUGGGCCUCCCUCUGUGGUGGGCUGUUUGGCUUAGGAGAUGCUGUAGUAGUAGAGAUAAUCAGAUUCUAUUGUAAGCAAUGAGCAGAGAUCAGUAUUGUACAGAUACAAGCAAAGGUUUAAUAAAUAAAUAUAAAUAUAUAUAUACACAUAUAGAUGUGUAUGUAUGUGUGUGUGUAUAUAUAUAUAUAUUUCUGUAGCUGUGCCAGGGACAGACUGGCCAAAGACCAAACACUCCAGGGUCCCCAAGAAAUUUGUCCUUAUAUCAUUGUAUCUGAGGGCCAGAUAUGAUUAUGAAGCUUUUUCCAAAGAUCCAGGGAUGGGAAUGGGAGUGGGUAGGAGGGGUAAUACGGUCACUGGAGUCAGGGGCCGGAACAUUAUGAAUGCUCAAUAAAUAUGAAAUAAUGAGAAUGAUGAUGAUGGAUGAUGGUGAUGUCCUUGUGAAUUCAAGAAUGAAUAUGGGCUGGGCACAGUGGCUUAUAUCUGUAAUCCCAGCACUUUG
Molecule: messenger RNA, 6518 nt
Organism: Rhinopithecus roxellana (golden snub-nosed monkey)
Lineage: Eukaryota; Metazoa; Chordata; Mammalia; Primates; Cercopithecidae
Gene: PPIP5K1
Product: diphosphoinositol pentakisphosphate kinase 1
Exons: 30
Coding region: 722-5182 (1486 amino acids)
Biological process (GO): inositol metabolic process; inositol phosphate biosynthetic process
Cellular component (GO): cytosol
Molecular function (GO): inositol hexakisphosphate kinase activity; diphosphoinositol pentakisphosphate kinase activity; 5-diphosphoinositol pentakisphosphate 1-kinase activity
Source: RefSeq, a predicted model, not a curated record